AUGCACGACAUGGCCUACCAGCAUGAGCGGUCGCACCGUAUGCGCCGACAACCCCAAGGACCCGUCCAAGUCGUCACUGCCUUCGUCGUAGCCACCGACGAUGGUUCCCAGCCGACACAGACGCCAGUCAAGCUGCCGCCGCCUAUCAUGCUUCUCCCGCCUGCUACUCGCGCUCGCGAGAGUACCACUGCCGCCGCCAACAACAACAACAACAACGACGACGACGACGACGACGACGACGACAACAACAACCAGCCCCAGGAGACUGCCCGCCCCACGAGCACGAGGAGGCCGCCACCCACCCAGGACUCGGAUGAGAGCUCAACACCUGCAAGGCAGACCAAAGCGCCCAGUUCGAGCAAAGAGCCGUCUACCCUCAUGGUAGCGACCAAGCCGCCCACGUCAGGCCCUGCUUCUUCCUUGGCCGCCAUCACUUCUGCCACUGCCGCCCUUUCUGCCACGGCUUCUCCUUCCUCAACUGCUGACGCCGAGCAUAGUGGCGGCAUGUCUACCGGCACCAUGGCUGGUAUUGCUCUCGGUAUUCUGGUCUUCAUCUGUGCUAUUCUCACUGCCAUCCUUCUCAUGUACCGCAGCAAGAAGAAGCAAAUGGCUGCCGCCGCCCAGCAGAACGAGAAGACUGAAAUGCACAACGCGCCUGCGCCUCCACCACCUCAAGUCAUGGCUGGUGCCGCCACCUCGACUCCCAGCAUCCGUUCGGCGCAUACCGCAGACACUGCGCCCCGUCUCAGCCUUCGUCCUGUUACGCAAUUCGACCCCAAGCUGGAAGAGCAGCGCAAGAGCGCAGCAAACUUGCUCAGUGCCGCUGGGGGUGCUGCCGCUGGCGCUGCCAAAUCGCAACAUCUCUCACCUUCGGCAUCCGCUGAGCGCCCACCGAGUGCCUGGGAGCGAUCAGGAGCCGCCAACGCUCCUGCUGCCAACCCAUUCCAAGAUCCCGAGACGCCAUCCGGUCCCCCGCCAGCCAAUCCCUUUGGAAACAAGGCUGCUGUCGAUACUCAGCAAGCCUCGAUUCCUGAUUCUCCUCCCGAUGCUUCCCCAAUGGCCUCUGCUAUGCACUCCGACCCUCCCACCCCGGUCAUCACCAUUACUGAUGAAGCUCCUGUGGCUGUAGCCAUUUCCACGAUGCCUCCGCCUACAUCUGAGGCCCCUACCACUGAGCUCCCAGCCCCACCAGCCCCAAGCAGCAAGCCCGCAAGUACUGCGUCCAGCUCAACAGUGGCCGAUCUUCCCGCGUCUCCUGGUCCUGCUCCUACUGGCCCUCCUCCUAUUGCUGCUGCUGUUACUGGUAAUGGUCCCCCGAGCCCGGCCCUCGACCCUAGUCCCAAUAAUGUCCACCGUGUCCAACUUGAUUUCAAGCCUUCUAUGCAAGAUGAACUCGAACUUCACGCCGGCCAACUUGUUCGCAUGCUUCAUGAAUAUGAUGACGGAUGGGCUCUCUGUAUCCGUAUGGACCGCUCUCAGCAAGGUGUCGUUCCCCGAACAUGUCUUUCCAAGCACCCGGUCAAACCCCGUCAAGGACCGCCACCAGGCAACGUGCGAAGCCCCCCUGUCCGCCCGCCUAUGGGUCCUGGCGGCGCGCCUCAGCCGCGUCCCCUGUCGCCUGCAAAUGGGAUGAACCCCAAGGCUCCUCGUCCCAUGAGCCCCGGACCACGCCAAAUGCCUCAGCAGAGCCAGGGUCCCCCUCGCAUGCGAGCCAACAGUAACGCUCCUCAAAACGGCCCCCCUCGCAACCGUUCGAACAGCAACGCACCUUAUGCCAACCCGCCACGCUCCAUGUCACCGGGUCCUUACGGUGGUGGACCGCAGAUGGCACCUCCACCUCAGGUCGGUGGCCGUCCGCGCUCCAACUCUGCGAGCCAAGCUGGUAACCCACGACGUGGCCCAGCCCCCGGUCCUAGCCCCAUGAACCCUAACGCAUCCGCACCCGCCCCUGCCCCUACCGGCCCUCUUCCUGUGCCGGAUCGGAAACCAGUCCCCGGUAUGGCGCUCUAAGACGUUAACCGCGUAACGGCAGUCGCUCUUAUGAGGAAAUGUUUCAGCCGACUCUUGGUUUCUCUCCCUUUUGUUUAUUCCAUCUUGGAUUGUACGUCACAAGAUCUAUAGCCGUGUGUUUUGCUCGCUUAGCUUCCUUUCUUGGCGGUUGUUUGCUCCCUUGUCAUAAUUCCUAAUCAUGCGCAUCUCUAUGACAGACUGGCAGAUUGCAUGGGGAGCAACACCUACUUAGCCUCUUACUUUCAAUUUUUAUACCCCCAAGCCUCGCAUUAAGAGUCUCGCUACAGCAUACGUAGCCGGGCGGAGCAGGCUAGGUCGAGUUAUUUUUAGAGAGGUCAAUAAUGUCUUGAAGAUAUUUUAUAGUCGUGUUACCC
Exserohilum turcica Et28A is the source of this 2384-nucleotide messenger RNA. RefSeq lists its product as uncharacterized. The record is from RefSeq and is a predicted model, not a curated record. The transcript has 2 exons. Bases 1 to 2010 code for a protein of 669 amino acids. Gene Ontology annotation, molecular function: protein binding. NCBI's taxonomy places the organism in Eukaryota, Fungi, Ascomycota, Dothideomycetes, Pleosporales, Pleosporaceae.